AUGCGGAGAUCAUCUAAUUCUUUCUCCUAUGGCUCGUGUGAUGAAAUGGAGGAGGAAACUAAGAUGCGGCGAUCUCGUCUGAUGGAAUCCGUCCGCCGGAGAACCUCAAUCCGUCUAAACUUCACAGACGGUGACGACGUCGGGGUGAGCAUUCGAACGGAUCUUGAAAAUAUAUUUGCCCGUGCCAACGAGGGUAUGCCGCUGUACGAGAAUUUGGGGAGGGUCGAGGGCAUUGCCGCGAAGCUCCAGAUGGAUCUUAGUAAUGGUGUAAGAAGCGACACUGUGGAACGGCGCCGCACCGUGUUUGGAAGGAACGAGCUGCCAGAGGAGGAGGAGCUAUCUUUCUGGCGGAUAUACAAGGCGGCGUGGAGUGACCAAAUGAUACUUCUCCUUUCUGGCGCUGCAUUUGUGUCGCUGGUGCUUGGUCUGACAGUUCCAGAGCCCGGCCGGGACAAGGCGGACACGGGGACGGGGUGGAUUGAGGGGUUUGCGAUCUUAGUUUCCGUGCUUAUUGUAACGACGGUGUCAUCUGUAAAUGACUACCGCAAAGAGCUGAAGUUCCGCCAGUUGAUGGAGGAGAACUCUGCGCAGCCGAUCGCAGUGAUUCGUGACGGGCGUGAGCAGGUCAUUGACGUGACGGAGAUCGUUGUGGGGGAUAUUGUGAGUCUGUCGACUGGUCUCGUGGUGCCCGUGGACGGCUUUUACGUGCGCGGCCUCAGCGUGGUGAUCGACGAAAGCAGCGUGACUGGGGAGAACGACCCAAAGAAGAAAGGUGUGCAGGCGCCGAUCCUCCUGACUGGCACCGUUGUGAAUACAGCGGAGGACGCGUACAUGCUUGCGUGUGCUGUGGGCGAGAGCUCGUUUGGCGGUAAACUGCUGAUGGAGUCGCGACAGGAGGGUGGGCCACGGAUGACACCCCUGCAGGAGCGCCUGGACGAGCUUGCGGGGCUGAUUGGCCGCUUUGGCAUGGGAAGUGCGGUCCUUCUUUUCUCGUUGCUGUCGCUUCUAGAGGUGUUUCGCAUCAUUCGUGGCACCGAUGAAUUCCACAUGAAGACGUUCCUGGACCACUUUCUUCUGUGCGUCACGAUCGUUGUUGUGGCUGUCCCGGAGGGACUGCCACUGGCUGUGACGAUUGCACUUGCGUACUCGCAGAAGAAGAUGCAGGAGGACAACAACCAGGUGCGGCGCCUGUGUGCUUGUGAGACGAUGGGGUGCGCGACGCAGAUCUGCAGCGACAAGACCGGGACUCUGACGCAGAACCUGAUGAGUGUGGUGCAGGGGUACAUUGGGUUGCAGCGGUUCAAUGUGCGCGACCCCGGGGACGUUCCGACGCCGAUUGUGCUGCGGAAUGUGCCGGCUGCGUCGCGGGAUCUGCUGGUGGAGGGCCUGUCGCUCAACAGCUCGAGCGAGAAGGUGGUGUGUCGCACCGGCCGUGAUGGGGAGUCUGUGGCGCGACCCUACUGGCAGUGGCGGGCGGAUAAGGGGAACAAGACGGACAAUGCACUGUUGGACUUUGUGGACCGUGUGCUGCUGCAGGACGGCGAUCCCACUGACAUGACGAGUCGCCCGCACCAGCGCGUGCGCGAGCGGGGUCGCACGCACGGCUUUGCCAUCUUUCCUUUCACGAGCGAGCGGAAAUUCAUGAGCGUCGUUGUAGCCGGCCCGGGCGGUGUGCUGACGCAGCACGUGAAGGGCGGGUCUGACCGCGUGCUGGAAAUGUGCGACCGCUACGUUUCCGCUUCGGGUGAGGAGGAGCCACUGACGGAUGCGAUGCGGACAAAGAUCGUUGUGCAGAUCCGCUCCCUCGCUAACGACGCGAACCGCACGAUCGGUGUGGCUUAUGGGCGUGUCGAUGGCGAAGCGCUUCCCGCGAGCGAGCCUACGGUGCCGCUGGUGUGGCUUGCGCUCGUGGGCAUUCAGGACCCUCUGCGGCCGGAGGUGCCAGACGCGGUGCGGAAGUGCCAGCAAGCUGGAGUGACGGUGCGAAUGUGCACCGGCGAUAACCUGGACACGGCGGUGGCGAUCUCGCGGCAGUGCGGCAUUUACAACCGUUUACGUGGCGAUGUGGCAAUGACCGGGAAGGAAUUCCGCAGCCUUGUGUACGACGCGUACGGCAGCAGCGCUAACAUGGAGAAGUUCUGGCCCAUCCUUGACCGUAUGGUGGUGAUGGCACGCUCGCAGCCGCUGGACAAGCAGCUCCUGGUGCUAAUGCUGAUGAUGCGCGGAGAGGUUGUGGCCGUGACGGGCGACGGGACGAACGAUGCACCCGCGCUACGACUGGCGAAUGUUGGUUUUGUGAUGCGGAGCGGGACGGACAUUGCAGUGAAGUCGUCGGACAUUGUGCUGCUGGACGACAACUUCCGUUCCGUGCAGCGUGCCGUUGUGUGGGGGCGGACGGUCAACGACAACAUUCGCAAGUUCCUGCAGCUGCAGCUGACUGUGAAUGUCUCGAGCGUCGUACUGACGUUUCUCGGUUCGUUCUUGUCGUCCUCCCACACUUCCCCGCUGAGCACUGUGCAGCUGCUGUGGGUGAACCUGAUAAUGGACACGCUGGCUGCCCUUGCGCUCGCGACGGAGGAACCGUCGGAGGCGUGCCUGGACCGUGGCCCCAUUCCCCGAAAGGCCCCGCUUGUGUCACGCCGCAUGUGGUGCACGAUUCUUGCGAUCGCUGGUUACCAAACAGUCAGCACACUAUUGGUGGAACGAUUUGGCGGCUCGUGGUUUGAUGUGAGUGGGGGUGAGAUGCAGACUAUAGUGUUUAAUGUGUUUCUCCUUUCCGUUAUUUUUCAUAUGUUCAACGCACGCAAGUUGUACGAGGAGAUGAAUUGCUUCGAGGGGCUGUGGGAGCGCUCGAGAAUUUUUGUUUGCAUUGUUGGCUUUUGCUUUGCGUUUCAGGUGUUUUCCGUGGAGAUGCUCGGAAGCUUUAUGCAGGUUGUGUCGCUGCGCGGUGAGCAGUGGGUUGGUUGCCUGGCGUUGUCGUUCCUAACUCUUGUCUUUGGUGUGGUUGCGCGCUUGGUGCCUGUGGAGGAGCUACCGGUGCCGGAGGCGGAGAUGGACGACAUGGAGCCCGAGGCGAGGCGCAUGGCGAUGAAGCUGACGGCUGAUGUGGAGGCGCAUGCGGCGAGGGAGGGUGCUGGUGGCCACCUGCUGCUGGGGCGGCGCCUGCUUGCCCAGGCCAUGUGGCAGCAGGUGCGGGAGCACCACAUCGCGGUGAGGAGCGUGAAUGCCUUUCGGCGGGCCCGAAUUGAUCGUGACAUGCACACAAGUGUUGCCAAAGACAUUUAUUGCCGCCUUGCAUCCACCAUGCAGUAA
Molecule: messenger RNA, 3312 nt
Organism: Trypanosoma cruzi
Lineage: Eukaryota; Euglenozoa; Kinetoplastea; Trypanosomatida; Trypanosomatidae
Product: vacuolar-type Ca2+-ATPase, putative
Exons: 1
Coding region: 1-3312 (1103 amino acids)
Biological process (GO): calcium ion transmembrane transport
Cellular component (GO): intracellular membrane-bounded organelle; membrane
Molecular function (GO): ATP binding; P-type calcium transporter activity; ATP hydrolysis activity
Source: RefSeq, a predicted model, not a curated record